AUGCCGCCAUCUUUCCCGACGACAGGGACGUUUAAAUUGUUAUCAUUCAACAAACCAAACGCGUUCAUUUCUCUCGAACGGUCUCCGUUUUUGAAAUGGUCCGCGCAAUCAAAGGCGUUCGAAACCGGGAAGUUUUCCCACGUCGUGCACCCGAAUUUACCGGUAUUUGAUGACGAUUCAGACGACGUUAAAGGCAAGAGCGAUCGUGAUAUUAUUCCUCCUCGAUGCGUGAACAUCGCCGAGGAAGAGCGGAACGCGUUCGGGAGUGAAGCGAAACACGUGCAGACGUUAAGCGCGUCGAUGUUUCACACGGAAAAACAGUUCAAAAAACAGGUGGAGAUGGUGUCGUUCGGAUGCGAGAACGUCAGUCACGUGUUGUUCGUGAGCGGAGACGAGAAGAAAAAAGAGCUGGACGCAUUGAAAAUGCUUAAAAUUGCGACGAAAAUGAGACGAGAUGGGGACAUUCCGGACGAGAUUAAAUUCGCAGUCGUGGCCAAUCCGAAUACGGAGAACGUAUCGGCGGAAUAUUUAGAGGAGAAAGUCGCGGCUGGCGCGGAGUUGAUUAUCACGCAGCCGUUUUUUGAUUACGAGCGUUGUCACGAGUGGGUGUCGAGUGCAAACCGGAGAGGCGUGUUGAGCACCACUAAUAGCGGGAUCAGUAAUAGCAAUAGCGCAUCGUUAGUCAUUGGCGCGUGCGCGCCUUCGAAUAGAAAAGACGUCGAGUUUUGGGCCAAGCUCGUCUACGGAGACGAUCAAUCCGCCAAAAUCCUCUCCUCGCCGAGUUCACCCAUAGCCAAACUCGCUCGAGAAUACGAACAAAAAGAGAGAGAACUAACCACGGCGUUAUACAGGGACUGGAUUUUUGAACGGUGCGAGCUGCGAGCGGUUGCCGCGCUCGGUCACGCCGCGAGCUCCGGCGUUCACUUCAUGCCGGUUACGCGAAUCGGAUACGACAUCCAAGAGCUUGAAGCGAUUGCGAAUUUAUGUGGAUGCACGCUCCCGUUGAAGUGGGUUUCGAUACGAUCGUCGUUUGGUGGUAGGAGCGGCGAUGAUGAUGCGCACAGCAGCAGAAGCGAGAACGAAGAGGAAGAAUCCACAUUCAACCCGAUUCGGUUGGUAUAUUUACCCUCCGACGUUGUCGCGGAGAAAAUCGCUUCGCGAACAUCGCUGGUAAAAUACAUCGUGCACUUGUGGGGGUACGGGACAAAUGACGAGGAGUUGAAAACGAGCGUGAGAAAAGGUAAAGACGAGGCGUGGUUGGAUCAGUCGAUGACGUAUAAGUUGACGUGUUGCGACUUUGGCGCGACGAGGAGCAACGAGAAGAGCGAGGUAAUGCGGAGGUUAUCGAAUUUAGUACCCGGGGCGUUUGAGCCGCGAUCUAAGGUGAGCUUAGAUCAGCCGAGAGUUGAGUUUUUAUCUAUGGAGGUGAAAUCGACCGUUCAAAUAGAUUUAGGAUUCCAGGGCGUGCGGAUGUUUUUCGGACGCGUCGUCGGUAAAGACAAAUCGAGGAAGCAUUUGAACUUGUUAGAUUUGAAGAAACGGAGGUAUUUAGGACCGACUUCUAUGGAAGCACACAUGUCGCUGAUUAUGUGCAACAUGAUUAAAGCGGAGAGAGAAAGGGGUGGACCGGUUUUAGAUCCGUUUUGUGGAACCGGAAGCGUUUUAUUAGCCGCCGCGGAGCUCGGGUGUUUCACGUGCGGCUUUGAAAUCGAUCCCAGGGUGUUGGAGUUUGGUAAAGUAGACGCGAAAACGGGGCAGAAAUUGGACGUGAUUACCAAUUUCAAGGACUAUGGGUUCAACAAACCGAUAUUUCUGAUUCGUGGUGACGUGCACAAAUCACCUCUGCUUAAAGUUGUAGAAGAUGAAGUAGAGAGUAGGUGUAGAAUUAGUGGCAGCAACGGCGGCGGCGAAAAAUUUGCGCCGUUAGAUUUAGAAAAAAUAGAAAAGCGCAUCAAACAGAUGGAAGGUGCUUUCCAAGGCAUAGUUGCCGACCCGCCUUAUGGUAUACGCGAGCGCGGUCGCAAAUCUCAGUUUGGGGGCAAACGGGGUAAAACGGAACAAGACAUGAUAAACAUCGGCGAGCGAUUCGACAAUCACAUCCCGUCCACGGUGAACUAUCCGCUAUCCGAAAUUAUGGACGAUUUAAUGGAUCUUUCCGCGAAAACGUUACCGGUUGGUGGACGCACGUGCUUCUUUCUCCCCGCGGAUGUGCAACAAACGAAUCCGGAAACGGAUUUCCCUUCUCACCCGUGUUUACGGGUCGUCGCGCACUCUUUGCAAAAUUUUUCGCCCACUUGGGGGAGACGAUUGGUCACGUACGAAAAGAUCGAACCGUUUGACAUACACAAACACUUAGAAAACGUUCGCACGCGUGAACACCUGCGUCGAGUGCUUGAACAAGACGUAAACUACUUGGAUCUCACCGAGCGCGUAAAAAAAUUCGUCUUUGCGGACGAAAAAUCCAACGAGCGGAAAAAAAUCCAGCGCGAUAUCAUUCGCCGGGCGUGCAAAGAACAUCGGGAAGGCGUCACGUUGGACAGAGAAACCAUCCUUGAACGUCGCGAACGAGCGAAGUCGCUGAAAGAAAAAGACCAGGGCUUAAAGAACAGAGGGAAGAAGACUUGA
Molecule: messenger RNA, 2625 nt
Organism: Bathycoccus prasinos
Lineage: Eukaryota; Viridiplantae; Chlorophyta; Mamiellophyceae; Mamiellales; Bathycoccaceae
Exons: 2
Coding region: 1-2625 (874 amino acids)
Biological process (GO): methylation
Cellular component (GO): cytoplasm
Molecular function (GO): nucleic acid binding
Source: RefSeq, a predicted model, not a curated record